GCGUCGUGACGUCAGAGGCGGGCGCGUCAGGUAGGGGGAAGCCGCGAGCCGAGACUUCCUCGACGGCGCUGACAGGGGCGAGCGGGGCCUUGGGCGAUGGCGGCGAUGGGCAUGCCGGACGCGAGCUUCUUGUGGGGCGUCUUCCAAAGGGUGGACAAGGACCGCAGCGGGGUCAUCUCCGACGGCGAACUCCAACAGGCGCUCUCCAACGGAACAUGGACUCCAUUUAACCCAGCAACAGUCAGAUCCAUCCUAUCCAUGUUUGACAGAGAAAACAAAGGUGGCGUGAACUUCAACGAAUUCAGUGGCGUCUGGAAAUACAUCUCAGACUGGCAGAACGUAUUUCGCACGUAUGACAGAGACAAUUCUGGAAUGAUCGACAAACACGAAUUAAAGCAAGCACUAACAGGUUUUGGUUAUCGCUUGUCUGACCAAUUCUACGAUCUCCUUAUUCAGAAGUUUGACAGACAGAGAAGAGGCCAAGUGGCUUUUGACGACUUCAUUCAGUGCUGCGUGGUCCUGCAGAAAUGGACAGAUAUCUUCAGACGCUACGAUACUGAUCAGGAUGGCUGGAUUCAAGUGUCUUACGAACAAUACCUUUCUAUGAUCUUCAGUGCUGUAUGACUGCGAAUACUGUUGCAAGGAUGUGGACUGAAUUUGCCAAUUUCCUUACGUACAAAGUAUCAAAAAUGUCUCAUUCUUAAAUGUUGUAUAUGAAUGGGUUAGAAAAAAAAUCAGGUGACUAAUUUACCUUUUAAAAAAUUCAAAUCAUGGCCACAAUAGCUGCAGCUGCAAAAUUUCAGCACUAUCAUGUUCAAUGUUUUUGAAAACGUGCAUGAAGUUUCAAUGCCAAAUCAAUAGUGCCCAAACUUGCACAAUAUUGCAUGUGCCUUUUUCUAACAGAGAAUAUUAAAACAGAUUGUCUAGAAAUAUGUCCUGUGUUCAUAGCAAGCAUGUUGUUAUAUUGGGGAGGGGACAAUAGCUCAGUGCCCUUGAAAAUUCCUGCCACUUGGGUUCAGGCAUGGUGGGCUGCAUCUGUGUCCAUUUCAGUAAUACUGUGUAUGUAUAGCUCCUACAAGCAAGGAUAGAUGUUUCUUUGCAGCUACUUCCAGUAGCUGCGCAUGUGCUGUGCAUACAACAUGCAUGCUGAGAGAAGGGAAUGAAGUUUAGCUCUAGGGCUUUACUGUAGCCAAAACAAUAAUGUAAAGGUAGCUGAAGACUACCAGAUAUACUUCUAUUUUGCUUUUCAAAUUUUAAUUUUUAUAACAUCCACUUGAUCUAGACUAACUGGCCAAAGACCUUCUUGGAAGGUGUAGGUACUGAUUUAUAGAAGCCAUCUCUGAUUUUCAGUGUUUUGAAAUACGCAUCUUUGUUAUUGUGCUAUACUUCUGCCAAGCCAUAAAAGACAAACAAUA
Sphaerodactylus townsendi is the source of this 1415-nucleotide messenger RNA. RefSeq names its product programmed cell death 6 (gene PDCD6). The coding region runs from base 97 to 624 and encodes 175 amino acids. NCBI's taxonomy places the organism in Eukaryota, Metazoa, Chordata, Lepidosauria, Squamata, Sphaerodactylidae. Gene Ontology annotation, molecular function: calcium ion binding. The record is from RefSeq and is a predicted model, not a curated record. The transcript has 6 exons.